AGCAGCGCCGAGCAGCAACCCGGGCGGUUAGAACCGAGUAAAUCUCCGCUUGUCAUCACUCCACUUCGGAACAACAAUAACAAAAAUCUACUUUACCAGUGACAGGUGACGGAGGAUGUCCAGAGCUGACUGGAGCUUCCUGGAGCAGCUGCUUGAGGAGGGCCAGGAGAACUCGACCGGCGUGGGCCGCGUGUGGCUGACAGUCCUCUUCCUCUUCCGCAUCCUGGCCCUGGGCACGGCCGCCGAGUCGGCCUGGGACGACGAGCAGUCCGCCUUCGUGUGCAACACCAAGCAGCCGGGCUGCGAGGAGGUGUGCUACGACCAGGCCUUCCCCGUCUCCCACUUCCGCUACUUCGUCCUGCAGAUCAUCUUCGUCUCCACACCCACCAUCUUCUACUUCGGCUAUGUGGCCGUGCGCGCCAGGGAGGAGGCCGAGAGGGAGGCGCGAGGAGGAGGAGGAGGAGCGGCCGAGGAGGAGGAGGAGGAGGAGGAGGAGAAGAAGAGGAAGGGGCAGGGGAGAAGGAGUCAUGGAGGAGGCGCAGAGGCAGGGAAGGCCAAGCUGGAGGUGAUCCAGGAGGACGAGGAGUCGGUGGCGGCGGAGGAGAAGAAGGAGGAGAAAGGAGGAGGAGGAGGAGGGAGGAAGAGAGGUGCGGAGCGGCCCAGGCUGAAGGGCAGGCUGCUGGCGGCGUACGCGGUCAGUAUCGCCCUGAAGCUGCUGCUGGAGCUGGGCUUCAUGCUGGGCCUCUGGCUCCUCUACGGCUUCACCAUCCCCGCGCGCUACGAGUGCCGCCGCCAGCCGUGCCCGCACACCGUCGACUGCUUCGUGUCGCGGCCCACCGAGAAGACCAUCUUCACCGUCUACCUGCAGGCCAUCGCCGGCGUCUCCGUGCUGCUCAACGUCCUGGAGCUGCUGAACCUGCUGCAGCGCGCCGUCACCCAGCGCCUGGAGAAGCGCUACCGCUACCGCCGCCAGCCCUGGACACGCGACAUCGCCCGCGCGCCCUCGCCCCUGGAGACCGCCAGCGAGAGCACGCUAGCGCCCGCCUACGAGGAGAGGGGGCAUCAGUACCUGCCCGGCCUCGACGACGCGGGGGUGGUCCCGCGGACUGACCAGAGCUGGGCGCUGGAGGUCGGGGUCGGGGUCGGGGAGACGACGCCGGGGUUGACCUCUGACCUGUUGCCGAGCUACCUGAACUGCAUCAGCGGCAUGAGGCCCCUGGCCAGUGGCGGAGGGCACCAGCACAGGCUGCAGCAGCACCAGCAGAUGCACAGGCAGAGCAAGCGCAAUAAGCACAGCCACCACAAGGGCGGCGACACCAAGCACAGGCACUACGUGUGAGGCCCUGGGUGGGGAAGAGGCUGAUGUGAAUGAGGGUCUUUAGGGGACCAGGCAGGGGGAAACAGCACACACACACACACACACACACACACACACACACACACACACAUGCACACACACACACACUCACACACACAAACAUAAACAAAGAAACACUGACAUACAUGCACGUACGCAGAUAUUCUCACACUCUUACUCACAUGUAAAUAUAUAGACAUAUAGACAUAUGUGCAUGUAUACACACACACACACACACAUACACACACAUACACACAUGUACACACACAAGCACACACAGAUAUGAGUGCACACACACACCCACACACACACACCCUCUUGUCCCCUGGGGUUCUGUGGAUUGCAGUUAAAGCGGAGCCAUUUCCCUUGUUUGGAUGGAUACUUGUGUGAUGUCCUUUCCCCUAUGAACUUAAUUGCGCCCGAGGGACUGGAGCCAACAGAGCCAGUCCUCUUUCCCAGCAAGCACUGGGGCCCUGGCGUCUGAGAGAAAGAGACACACACACACACACACACACACACUGGGGGACCCAGGGCUGGAGCGGACUGGUGGAGGGACACUUGAGGACUCUAUCAGCUGCGUUCAGAAAGCAGAUGUGUUGUGGGGACCCGUGAGGGAAUAGUUUGGUCUAAGAACAACUCGGAGUCAACGAUAUUUUGAGAGCCUGGUCAAUGGCUUAAUAUAGCGAUUUGUUUUGGCGUAGUGAGCUUGUUCCCCCAAGGCUGUUGCUUGUAUGCUUUUUUCUGGCAAAUGCAUAUGCAGCUCUAACUCAAAACUACUCCGAUCGACGCCAUUUUGUGUCCCCAAUGGAAAAUUACACUCGUUAUCAUCCCAAAAUAGAUAGGUUAUUCUUGGACCCAACUAUUCCUCUAAAGACUCUAUCAGCGACACUCAGAAAGCAGCUGUGUGGCACACAGGCACAGUGGAUGGGGCAUCUGUGUGGCACAGUGGAUGGGGCAUCUGUGUGGCACAGUGGACGGGCUCUUGUGACAUGCCCACACCAGAGGUACAGCGUGGCGGACACUGUGAGGACAGUAAUGGGAUCAGUCUGCACUUAGGACACUUAUGAGAAUAGUAUUUAACAAAGAUGUAAUUUAAAUUUUUAUGCUCUCCAUAUUUAAAUUGUUAUAUUUAUUAUAUGAUGAAGAUAGAUGUGAAAUCAAAACUUUAUAAUAAAGUUUUUUAAUGCCGA
Molecule: messenger RNA, 2547 nt
Organism: Sardina pilchardus (European sardine)
Lineage: Eukaryota; Metazoa; Chordata; Actinopteri; Clupeiformes; Clupeidae
Gene: gja4
Product: gap junction protein alpha 4
Exons: 2
Coding region: 116-1339 (407 amino acids)
Biological process (GO): cell-cell signaling
Cellular component (GO): connexin complex
Molecular function (GO): gap junction channel activity
Source: RefSeq, a predicted model, not a curated record